GUGAACAAAGAAUGUAAUCAAAUUUGUAUGGGUUGGUUAUUUUGUGGUCCAUAUCUACUGACAUGACCUGGUCCACCGGUUCAUCUCUAGCCGUUUGUUAAAGAGGCUGAUUCCAAUGUUGAUUUCCAGUCUUUUCCUUGGCAUUCGCCGUUGCCUUUGAUCCCAUCCUUUCUAUUUUUUCUUUUGAGAUGCAGAUAGAAGAUCUUCAUGGAAACGCUGAUCCGAUUGACCUGAUAUCCAGCUGAUAUAAUUUGUCUUUUUCCAAUCGUAUUCAUUAUAGACAGAUGAAAAACAAACAGUUGGUACGAACCAUUUCUGGUCGAAUUCGCGAGUGUUUAUAACGCGAUUUACAAGUGGAUGCAGAUCCAUCGGAUCGACUCGAUCGCAUUGAAACGUCACGUUAUAAACGCAGCCAGUGUUUCUGUAAUUUGCCGGGUUAAAUUAAUACAAUACAGUAAUGUCAAGUUUAAAAAUGCGACAAUAAAAACUGUUCAGUCGUAAGCUGUGCUUGACAAUCAGGGAACAAAAGUCAAAAUACUAGUUUUGUAUUCAGCAAUGUACAAGCAAUAAUAAUCUGGUCCAGAGAAUUAUUGCUUUUGAGAAAGAUGGUUUUUGUGUUUUUUUUGGUGUCGCCUUUCGACAAAGUCUAAGCCCUGAUGAUGGCUCAAAGCCAAAAGCGCUAGGAAGCUAGUAAUAUACAUUACGCUUUACGCUGAACACAAAACUAGUACCUACCUAUUUUGACUUUUAUUUCCUGAUUUAAAAAUGCGAUUUUCAACUCACGUUUCUAAUUCAAUGUGCUGUUGCAUAUAUUAUGGCACCAAAGCUUAUUUUAUUGGAACGUGUUUUGGCGUGCUUUUAAAAAUAUUUUCGUUCGUCUAGACUGCUAAGCUAAGAUUAUAAAAAGUUAUAGGAAUUUUCCUUGACUUACGGAAGGCAUUUGACACUGUGGCACACUCGAUUCUGCUUAAACGUCUAGAGCAGGUUGGUAUCAGAGGUGUUCCAAUGAAUCUUGUUAAAUCAUACUUAACCAACAGAAAACAGAGUACUAACAUAUCAGGUGUUCAGAGCAAUAAACUAGAGGUAGAGUUGGGUGUGCCGCAGGGUACAGUGCUUUCUACAUUACUUUUUAAUAUAUACAUAGAUGGUCUUAUGUCUUUGCUUGAUAGAGAGGAUAUCUUUUGCUUUGCAGAUGAUUCUUGUGCAGUGAUUAGUGGGGAGAACUGGGAAUCUGUGAAAAUGAGUGCUGAAGAGGCUUUGCAAAAAAAUCAAAAGGUGGCUAGAUGGCAGUUUACUGUCACUCAAUAUAGAUAAAACUAAAAUAAUAACUUUUUCUUUGUCUACGCGCUCAUUACCAGAUUUUCAAAGUGUUAAAUUGCAUGAUGCUUCAUGCAAAUUGGAUACUCAAUGUAAUUGUGUUGAAAUGGUUCAAAGAAUCCCUUCCCUCAAAUAUUUGGGGGUGUUCAUAGAUGGAACUUUCACUUGGAAGGAUCAAAUAAAAUAUGUCACUAAUAAAAUAAGGAAGCUUAUUUAUAAAUUUUAUGAAUUAAGACACAUUUUAUCUUUUGAAAUACUUAAACAAGUGUAUUAUUCUCUUAUAGAAUCUAUUCUGAACUAUGGCAUAGUUGUGUGGGGAAAUGUAGGUUCUACAAUACUGUCCAAGCUCUUAAUUGCACAAAAGUGGUUGAUAAAAGUUAUACUUUUCAGGAAUGAAAGAUAUCCAACUGAAUUAAUCUAUAAAGAAAGUGGUUUGUUAAAUAUUAAUCAAUUGUAUAUCAAAUCAGUAAUAAGGUAUAUGUUAAAAAACACCGACUAUAGACAAAAUAUAACACACGGCAUAAAUACUAGAAAUGUAGUUCAAAAUAAUCUAGUACGAGGCAUCCCCAGGCAUACUAUCUGCCAAAAUCAUAUUUACUGUGUAGGACCAAAAGUUUUCAACUCACUACCCCAAAAACUUGAAAUCAGAACCUUAUUGUAAAUUGAAAAGGCAAAUUACAAGUUGGAUAGUAGACAGUAGUUUUAGUAUUAAGUACAUAAUAUAAGAAAGGAGAAAGGCAAUUGUGUAUUGGUUAAUUGUAUUUUUAAUUGUUUUGCUUAAAAGUUUUAUUCUUAUUUUUCAUUUCCGUUUUCAACAUACCUCAAUUUGUUACUAAAGAUAAAAGAAAGUGGCGCACACACAGUAUUCUUAAUACUAUCGUGCGUCAAAAUUGUUAGCAGUAGAUUUUAUUUUAUUUUAGUUCUACGUAAGUGGGGAACUAAUGUUAUAUUUUUAUUGUUUUUACUUUUUUUGUUAACUAUUGCUAAUAAAUAAAUAAAUAAAUAAAUAAAUAAAUAAAUAAAUAAAUAUUAGAGACCACAGUAGUAAAAUAAAUUCAUCUAAUUAUGUCUUAAGUCCCAACUACAAGUCACAUCAACCAAUCUACAGUGGACUGAGGAUUAUCCACACAAUAUCAAAUUUUAAUUUAAGAUCCACAAGACCAGAAAGUACAAGUACAAUACAACAUGGCAAUAUCUACCGGUUACUUUCACGAUCACAUUGCCCGGCGUCUAAAAACAAGUUUUGGCCUGCGCCUGAGGGCUAGCAAGUACGCUAGAACUUAGCUUCAAAAAUAUACAGCUGCGCACCAUAAAACCUGUUGGUUGCAGAAGGGGGGGAUGAGUUACAUAGUUUUUGACUAUUUUUCAAUAAAUGUCUCUUGACCUAACGAAAUUAUGGUUUAAACAGAUAUUUCAAGUUCUGGGGUAGGUUAUCUUAUUCAAAGCCCCCGCUUACCUAGUGCGCCACUGACCUAAUGUAUGUGGGAUCAAUCGAUUAACCAAUUUCAAAAGCUCUUUUCAUAUUUCUGUGCUUUCAAAAAUGUAUAAGUAUAUUUCUAAUCACGCUCAUGCGCCCUAAGUAUCAAAAAACAUGUUGUUUCACAGUUUUUGGCCGCCAUCUUGAAUAUCUCGUUUCUGGUUGAGAUAUCGACUUGGUAACAUGCAUUUUUGGAUUCAGUGGGGUCAAAUCAGCUAGGAAACACCAUUAACUAAAAAGUAACACAAUUUGCUUCUAGACUCGUACCGGAAGACAAAUAUAGUCUCGACUAUUGCAGUUCUCGCAUUAUGUCUCUCCAAUGACAGAAAUCUUGGGUUCGUUAAUUCCAAAAUCAAAGUCCAAUUAAUUAACACAACCGUAAUUUAUUCUACGUUACUAUAGACUCCGACACUUAUUACUUCUAGAAUCAGCUCAGCUGUCCAAUUAUGUAGACCCUGGCGCUUCCGCCAGAUUUUCGAGACAUUAUAUUGUUUCUGAAAUAUCGUUUAUAAUGAAACUCUUGAACAUAUUAUAGGAACUUAUUCUCAAACGUAAUUUAAAAUCUCACACUUCUACUUCUAGAGAAAUAUGUCUUUAUUUCGAACCACUUAAUAGAUUGAUGGUUUGGUAUCUGAUAAGUUAAGAAAAAUGUGAUAGUGGAUCACUUGAACAAUUUGCUAUAAAAAUUUCAAAUAGUUAUCAUCUUUGUAGGUACUUGAAGUUUAAUUUUUUUUUUUUUUUUCAAAUGAGGAUCCUCUCAGUGACUUUUUUAGUUUUUUCAGAAAUUUUAAUUUCCUCUCAAGAUGAAGUUAUCAACAAUAGACGUUUUCCAGAAUCCUUCAAAUUUGGCGUAGCAACGUCUGCCUUCCAGAUUGAAGGUGCCUGGAACGAAGAUGGUAAAGGAGAAAGUAUGUGGGAUAGAUUUUUGCACAACAAUUCAAGUAAGACUUUAGAUAGAAGAAAUGCCGACGUAGCAUGUGAUUCCUAUCACAAAUGGCGAGAAGAUGUUCAACUGUUGAAGGAACUAGGUGUAAAAAUUUAUAGAUUCUCCAUUUCUUGGCCCAGAAUUCUUCCAGAUGGAACAACUAACAAAAUCAAUCAAGCUGGUGUAGAUUAUUACUUGAAUCUUCUUAAAGAACUUAAAGCAAAUAAUAUCGAACCUCUAGUAACCCUCUACCAUUGGGAUUUACCUCAGCACUUGAGUGAACUUGGUGGUUGGCUAAAUCCACAAAUAGUCGAUUAUUUUGGCGAAUUUGCAAGAUUAUCAUUUAGACUAUUUGGUGAUUAUGUGAGACAAUGGACGACAGUGAACGAACCGAAAACUGCUUGCCUUUUGGGCUAUGCUAAUGACUAUGGCGCCCCUGGACUAUGGUUAGUUGCCGAUGGUGUCUAUCAAUGUGCUAAGAUUCAACUUCUCGCCCAUGCUAAGGCUUGGCAUAUUUAUGAUGAUGAGUUUCGAGCUAGCCAAGGAGGAAAAAUCGGUUUCGUCUUGGACACACCAUGGAACGAACCAGCAAGUGAUAGUGACUUGGAUAGAGAAGCAGCUGAAAGAGAAAUGCAAUUUGGCUUUGGUUGGUUUGCCAACCCUGUUUUCAUCGGAGAUUGGCCCCAAGUUAUGAAAGAUAGAAUAGCCAACAGAAGCAAACUCGAAGGGCUGGGAUUUUCUAGGUUGCCAGAAUUUACACAAAAAGAAAUAGAUUAUAUUAAUGGGACUCAUGAUUAUAUUGGACUUAACAUAUACACUGGUAAAUUAGUUGAAUACUUACCAGACUACGAGAUCGGUACCCCAAAUUAUAAUUUCGACAACGGAAACAACGUGUACUGUGAUCCUUCAUGGCCAGCGUCAUCAUCAGACUGGCUGUUUUACUAUCCAUCGUCAAUCCGAAAGCUAGUCAACUAUGUCAACGAAAAAUAUUCACCCGAAGAAAUAUUUAUCGCUGAAAACGGUUGGGCUGAUCAUGGUGAAAUUGAUGAUCAAAGUAGAAUCCGUUAUCAUAAAGGAUACUUGAGCAACUUGCUAGAUGCCAUUCUAGAAGAUGGCGUUAACGUUGUAGGAUAUACUGCAUGGAGUUUCAUGGAUAAUUUUGGAUGGGGUGCUGGAUAUACUCACAGAUUUGGAUUCAUCUCGGUAGACCAUGACAGUCCCAACAGAACCAGGACUUGGAAAUCAUCUGGAAGAUACUACCAGAAAGUCAUACGGACUAGGUGCUUGGUGGAUACUUGCGUUGAUUGACUUAAAAUUGUUAGUGAAAUUAUUAAAGCAAUGUAGCCGGAA
Molecule: messenger RNA, 5069 nt
Organism: Ceutorhynchus assimilis (cabbage seed weevil)
Lineage: Eukaryota; Metazoa; Arthropoda; Insecta; Coleoptera; Curculionidae
Source: the annotation of a GenBank genome assembly